UAUUUACCUAUAUAACUUCAUUAGGUGUGAGGGUGAAUUCAGUUCGUAUUUGGCAGUUGAACGAUUAGGAUCGCUUAAAAGAGAAGAUAUUUUAAUAGGCUCAACGUUUCAUCAAUCAUUUAUACUGAGUUGAAUAACUGAUGAUUCUAUAAACAUUGGAAAAUAUUAAGAUGAUUAACAACAAAAAUUAGGUCAAAAUUGCCGUGGAAAAAAAUCAUAUUGAAAUGGAUGCUUCGAUGGUAAAAGGCGAAAUCGGGAAGGACAUUUACAGAAACUCCGCGGAUGAACAAUUCCAUAAUUGUUCGACAAAAUGUGAACCGCCGAAUUGGAAUCCGAAAGCGUGUCAUUAUUACUGUCCAAAUUACGUUCCCAAAACAAAGGCUUUACUCACCACAACCUUAUCCACUACAUCUACAACAAAUGGAAGUAUAUCACCUGUAAAUAACCCCGACCAAAGUGCCCUCAUCAUUGUUGUGGCUGUAGUCGUAAUUUUAAUAGUAUUGCUUGGAUUCGUGGCAUAUUACUUGAUCAACAAAUCAAGGCAGAAAAGAAAGAUUCCGAAAGUAGGUAUCGAGGAAACCGGCCAGAAUCCUACUGAAGAAGCUUUCGAGCUUACUGUGAUCGACGAGACUGCCCAGCUUAUGCCUGGCCAGCCCGGUCCAGCGCAAGCGGCGACUACUUCCGGUGACCCUAACUCCGGUACGCCCUUAAUACCUGUGCGUGACCAUGAAGAAGAGCGAGGAAGUUUCAUUCCGGAAGCGGUAUCUGAUGUUGACAGUGAGGUGGACGACAUAAAUGAAUCACAGACUGAUGAAGCAUUGGCAAGGGAGGCUCAGUGUCGUCAAGACCGUCUGUGUGCUGAUAAGGAACGUAUAAAAGACGACAACGCGAUAAGGGGAAAAAAGAAUGCACGGAGGAUGUUUGGUGAGACAGAGCCUUUGCCUAGUGAUCACAGUGACGACCCAGGCACAGCCAACACAGCCGCCGACGAUCAACAACCGGUAAAGAACUCAACCUCAUUUAAAGACAUGAGCGAAGCAACAGCGGUUCCUGAGACAAAAAUUCCAGAGGAGAGCCAAAAGAGCACAAAUCAAAGCACAAGUCCACGAUCACAGAACUCAUCUAAUAAUGCGACAGCUCCUUCUAGCCCGGCCACAGAGUUAGUGCAAUCCGUGCUCAACGAGGGGCAACGAAGAAUGCACUCAAAUCGGUCUUUUGUCCCCAGCAGAAAUAAUGUUUCUCUAGAUCACCAUGACGACGGGAAGCAAACUGAAAACGCUCUAAAUGGACAGACCUUGAAUCAAAGCGUAACGCACUGAGACGUUUGUGUGAUUUCAACACCAUUUCCUCGCGUGUGUUCAUCUUUUCAUUCCUGUUUAUGUUUCAAUACAUCUAUUCUUAUAGUUCAUUAACUGUUUCUUGUAGGCAUUAUAAGCUAGGUUAGUGAUUAAUUUUCUUAAGAAUAUCACCAAUUCAUUUCUUUUCCACCAUAGGACCAACUUAUCAACGAUCACUUUUUCUUGUCAUUAUAAUAUCUUUUUUCAAAACUAAGAACCGUAAGCGUCCAUUAGUACAAUCACAAAGUUCUACUAUAUCUUAAAUUGUAUUACCACCUGAUAAUUGCUCAAUUAUAGCGAUUCUGUGAUUCCAUCUACAUAUUAGGUAUCUUAUUUAUUUGGUAUUUAAGAAUUAAGCUCAAUAGUUAAAUGUUAAUAAUAAUAAUAUUCUUGUUUGUUUUUGUUUUUGUAUAUUUUACUCAAUAUUCUGGUCAGUUGUGUGGAUGUGUUCAUAUUGUUCAUAUUGCAUUUACAUACGAUACAGUGCUUUCUUUAUACCAUUGUUACAUUUUAAUAUUGCUAUUCAUCAACUCUUUGUUAAUAAAAAAUAAGAAUUA
Mya arenaria is the source of this 1894-nucleotide messenger RNA. RefSeq lists its product as uncharacterized. The record is from RefSeq and is a predicted model, not a curated record. The transcript is spliced from 4 exons. Bases 225 to 1319 code for a protein of 364 amino acids. NCBI's taxonomy places the organism in Eukaryota, Metazoa, Mollusca, Bivalvia, Myida, Myidae.